Enhydra lutris kenyoni (northern sea otter) is the source of this 1697-nucleotide messenger RNA. Its product is annotated as HtrA serine peptidase 3. Gene Ontology annotation, biological process: proteolysis. Lineage: Eukaryota; Metazoa; Chordata; Mammalia; Carnivora; Mustelidae. Gene Ontology annotation, molecular function: serine-type endopeptidase activity; protein binding. Gene Ontology annotation, cellular component: extracellular region. The record is from RefSeq and is a predicted model, not a curated record. Bases 16 to 1377 code for a protein of 453 amino acids. The transcript is spliced from 9 exons.
CCUGGUGCCACCGCUAUGCCGACGCGCGCGCUGCUCCUGGCCGCGCUGGCUGCGCUGGCGCUGGCCCGGGAGCCCCCAGCGGCGCCGUGUCCUGCGCGCUGCGACGUGUCGCGGUGCCCGAGUCCCCGCUGCCCCGGCGGCUACGUGCCCGAUCUGUGCAACUGCUGCCUUGUGUGCGCGGCCAGCGAGGGCGAGCCGUGCGGCCGCCCUCUCGACUCGCCCUGCGGGGAGAGCCUGGAGUGCACGCGGGGCGUGUGCCGCUGCCGCUGGGCACACGCUGUGUGCGGCACCGACGGGCACACCUAUGCCAACGUAUGCGCGCUGCAGGCGGCCAGCCGGCGCGCGCUGGAGCUCUCGGGGACCCCCGUGCGCCAGCUGCAGAAGGGCGCCUGCCCAUCGGGUCUCCACCAGCUGACCAGCCCGCGGUACAAGUUCAACUUCAUUGCGGACGUGGUGGAGAAGAUCGCGCCGGCCGUGGUCCACAUAGAGCUCUUCCUGAGACACCCUCUGUUUGGCCGAAACGUGCCCCUGUCCAGUGGCUCGGGCUUCAUCAUGUCAGAGGCUGGCUUGAUCGUCACCAACGCUCAUGUGGUGUCAAGCACCAACGCUGUCUCUGGCCGGCAGCAGCUCAAGGUGCAGCUCCAGAAUGGUGACAGCUACGAGGCCACCAUCAAGGACAUUGACAAGAAGUCGGACAUCGCCACCAUCAAGAUCCACCCGAAAAAAAAGCUGCCGGCACUGCUGCUGGGCCGCUCAGCAGACCUUCGGCCCGGCGAGUUCGUGGUGGCCAUCGGUAGCCCCUUUGCCCUGCAGAACACCGUGACCACGGGCAUCGUCAGCACGGCCCAGCGGGAUGGCAAGGAACUGGGCCUCCGGGACUCAGACAUGGACUACAUCCAGACGGACGCCAUCAUCAACUACGGGAACUCCGGGGGACCACUGGUGAACCUGGACGGUGAGGUCAUUGGCAUCAACACGCUCAAGGUGGCAGCUGGCAUCUCCUUCGCCAUCCCCUCAGACCGCAUCACGCGCUUCCUCGCAGAGUUCCAGGAUAAGCACGUCAAAGAUUGGAAGAAGCGAUUCAUCGGCAUACGGAUGCGGACCAUCACAUCGAAUUUGGUGGAAGAACUAAAGGCCAGCAAUCCAGACUUCCCAUCGGUCAGCAGUGGGAUUUACGUGCAAGAGGUUGUUCCAAACUCACCUUCUCAGAGAGGGGGAAUCCAAGAUGGCGACAUCAUCGUCAAGGUCAACGGGCGCCCUCUGUCAGACUCGAGCGAGCUGCAGGAGGCCGUCCUGACCGAGUCCCCUCUGCUGCUGGAGGUGCGGAGGGGCAAUGAUGACCUCCUGUUCAGCAUCGCGCCAGAGGUGGUCCUGUGAGCGUGGGACCCCACGUCACUGAGUGCCAGAGCCUGCAGUCUGGGACAGGUGCCAGCCCAGAGGUCCCAUCCAGAGCUGCUGCCUCCCACAGGGUCAGGACGAAGGACCACGGACGGUCCUCAACAGAGCCGGUGGCCUCCUUCUGGCUGUCCAGGGGCAGAGUCACAGGCAGGGUUUGGCCAGGGACCCACCUCAGCCUUCGGGAAAGUUGGCUUCCAGAUCACAGUACCACGGGGCAGCCGGAUGUCCCCCUCGUACAGAUGCUCCUGAGGGCCACCUUCCAAGUGCCCGGGAUAUCUCGAAAAUUCCUCUGGAGCUCC